UAGUGUAAAAAAAAAUUUAACUGACUCAAUAAAUAUUUCAACAACAAAAAUGUUUAAGUGCCCACGAAAAAAACGUCGAUAUUUAUGGAAUGUAAGAGUUGAAAAAUUAAAAAUAUAUUUAAUCGGUGACUACUUACGUCAAUUAAUUCUGGAAGACUUAACGUCAUCGAUUACGCCCAAUAAAAGUAAAGAAGAAAUAGCAGAGGAGAGAUGCAAAAAAAUUCAAAAGUAUCUUAACAGCAAAGCUGGAUUACUAAAAACAUCCUCUAAAUCAAUAAAUCAAGAGCUUAAGUAUUUGUACUUAAAUAAUUGUAAUACUGAAUUAAAUAAUAAUAAUAAUAAUCUAUAUAAUUAUUCCAGUAAUAAUAGUAAUUAUUGCUGUAACAAUGAUUACUGUUUUUACAAUUUUAAUGAUCUCGAUAAUUUAAAUAAUAAAAAACUUAAAAUCAAUAGAUUAAAUUACUGUAGAAAAAAUUAUUGUACACCGAUAAAUUGUUGUGAUAUUCAUGUUAAUUUUAUUUAUCAUAUUCGCAAUGGAAUUAAGAAAAAAAAGCGAGGUAAUUUGGACAGUCACAUUAAAUGUAAAGAUGACGAUAAAUUUUGUGAUAAUUCAGAAGAACAUUUUAUUGUGCAAGUGGUGGAUAAAACCUUGAAAAUUCCGGAUUUUACUGAUUAUGAUAAAAAAAUAAUUAAUAGAAAUGCCGCACUAUAUAAUAGUGAAGUUAAAUCAGGGACAAAUGUAGCCGAUGAUUAUUUCCGACAAGUUUACGAACUUUUGAAGUACCAGCGUAAUAAAGAAAAGAAAAUUUUUAAUGAAAAAAGUAAUCGUCAUAAAGUUACAGCUGGGUUCUGUCAAGAUGAAAAGAAAGACCGAGAAAAAUUUAAAGAUGAAAACCGAGGUGAAGAAGCACUAUUGUCCCCCGUAGUGGGUGGACCGAGUGUUACCUGUAGUUUCUACACCAAGAAUAACAACAAUAAUAACAACAAUGAAGAACAACAAAUUAUCGAAGACAAUAACAUAAAUUCAUACUUUUUACGGUCUAAAAUUCGGCUUUACGAUGACUUAUCAUCAUCAUCAACGUCAUCUUUUAACAACGAUCACGAAAAAAAAAAUCCUGGUCAGCUUAUUUCCGUAAAAUGCAAAAUAAACGCCAAGAAAGAUAUCAGUAAAUAUUUUGAUUAUCCUAACCGGGAAAAUAAUCAAUCGCAGAAUUAUAAUUUGAAAAAAAACCUUUUCAAUCUAACUGGGAACGAGGACGCUCUUGACGAUUCGGUAAUGGGUUCUAAUUUGAGUCGUCAUCAUGGUAAAGGUCUUACGGGACGCAGAACACAGUCAUCAGGAAAUCUUUGUGACUCAAAAGGAAAACUGAGUCAUGUUGGUAAAAUGCUUGUUCCUUGUUCGAGUUCAUCGGAGGACAGGUAUAAAUUCUCUGGGUCAUUACCAAAUAAUUUAGAUAAUGAUCAUGAUUUUAUGCUGGUAAAUAACAACAAUGUAUUAACGGAUACAAUAGCUGGAAAUUUAGGUGGUACUUUACCACAUAAAAAGUCUUCAGUACAAUUCAAUGAUGAGGUGACUGAUUUCAAACAAUAUCGACUGCAAACUCUCGAAGGCGACCCUUGGGAGUAUCAUCAAAAUGACAUUGACAUAGUGCGGUGUAAGCAUGGAAAUUUGAAUUUAGUAAGAAAAAGUCAACAUAAUAAUACUGAAGAGUAUAUUCCGUCCAAUAAUCAGCAUUAUGACUCGGAAUUUAUGGGCACGUUGCCUAAAAGAAGAAUCGAUCCAAAGUGGUGUGAUCCAACAAGCAUCCAGUCGAUUGUUCAGCAGUAUAAUCACCACGAGCCCGGUGAAAUAGACUCGAAUUAUCCGCAGAAUGUUAAAAUUAUUCACAAGCCCACCUGUGAAUUGAUGAAGCAUCAUCGUCAGCAAUUAAAACGUCUUGAUGAUUUUAAUUCAAAGCCUACGUCAAGUGAACAUCAAGAUCAAGGAUACGCGUCUGAGCGAUCGCCUGAAGAUGAACAUCCGCCUCUAUUAGCAAUUAAUCCAGAGAACACAUUUCAGGUGACCUUACAGAAAAGUAGCCGUGGUCUUGGAUUGAGUGUUUCCGGCGGUGGAAAAUCAGGCCCGGUUAGAGUUAAAAGACUUUUUCCCCAGCAGCCAGCGGCGCUUUCCAAUAAACUCGAGCCUGGUGAUAUUCUUUUAGCGGUUAAUGGAAUUACACUUACUGGUCUAACUAAUUAUGAAGCACUGGAAGUACUGCGUACAACUUCAAAUACUGUUGAAUUAUUAGUAUGUCGAUUACCUGGUGAACCUAGUAUUACACCACCAAAAGCACCUCCAACUCCACCAACACGCCGAGAAGCUUCAUUGCCAUCCCGUUUUCUCAAACCCGUACCUCCUCUUAAUAUCGAGCCAUGUGGUGAAUUCGAUAUUGAAAUGACGAAAGUAGCUGGCAGCUUGGGAUUUACCUUGAGAAAGGUCGACAGCAGUGCUCUAGGUCAUUAUGUAAGAGCAUUGGUACGUGAACCGGCAUUGAGUGACGGGCGUAUUCAACCAGGUGAUAAAAUAGUUACGGUGGAUGGUGUACCACUGUCUCCAAUGAGCCAUGAAGAAGCUGUUGCAUUAUUACGUCAGUGUGGUCCUAGAGUUAAAUUACGUCUUUACCGCGAUUUAACUCAAACUCCAGUAUCGGCACUAUCACCAACUGAACCUGACCAUCCUUUACGUCCACCACGAACUAGCCUCAGAAAAGAGGCUGUAGAUAUGCUGUGUGAUUUAGCAGUUCGGAAAUUAUCACCAAACGGAUCAAACGGAUCAAUGUCACAAAAUCCAACGGCAACUAAUAGUUCACCUAGACGAUUGCGUCGUCCUGCAUCAAGAACGUCUAUGAAUGAUGAAAAAAAUGAUAAUAAUGAUACACCAAGCAAUAAUAAUUUAAAUUUAAAUCAAAAUAAUUCACAAUUAAAUAAUAGUAAAGCAUUACGGCCGAAUUAUCUUAAUUUAUCAAAUGGUGAAUUAAAGUCUGAAAUGAGCGAUGAUCAAAAUAUUGAAACAGUUAAUCUGUUAACUAUUAAUGCUAAUGAUUGUGUGGAAAUAGAUGAGUAUUAUGAUAACGACACGUUAAUUGGUGAUAUGCAGGAUAGUAAUUUACCGCUUGAACCGGCAUCAAUGCCACCAUUAGCAUUCGAUACUGAUAAUAACACCUCUGAUGCUAAUUUCAGUUAUAAAAAUCCUGCGUACCAAAGUGCUAAUCCGACUUGUAGUGGCAAUGAUAAUAUUAAAUCCAAAGGUACAUAUUCUAGUGAUAAAAACAUUCCAGGAAAAAUUUCAACUGUUCAAGAUCCCGCUGGCAGUAAAAGUUUGCUGAAGUGGAAGGGUGUUAUGUUUGCACCAGACGACAGUAAUGAGAACGGUGAUAAUACAACUAAAAAUGACAAUUUCAAUGGUACUGUUACUAAGGAAGAUAAAUACAAAGACUGCGAGGUAUUUAUGGUUGAAUUAACACGUGGUUGGAAUAGUCGUUUAGGAUUUAGUUUACAGUCACACGAAAACUCAACUAUAAUAUCAAUGGUACAUCCUGAUAGUGUAGCUGCUAAAGAUGGGCGAUUACGGCAGGGUGAUGUGUUACUCAUGGUAAAUGAUGAAAGCGUAGAACACAUGCCAACAUCUGACAUAAUUGAUUUAUUGAGAAAAAUUCGUGGUUCUAUCGGCAUCACAGUUGCAAGGCAAAAAAAAAGUGGCGACACGUGACGACAAAAAAUAAAUAAUUAAAUAAAUAACAUUAAACAUUAAAUCAUCAAUCAAAUCAUCGAGCUUAAAAGUUUAUUUAUAUGUACAUUUAUUUUAUUUCUCUUCUCAAUAAAAUUGUUGAUCAAUCAUGAGCUGUAAAUUUAAGAGAAUCUAUAUAGUAUUUAUCUUGAGAGUAAAAAUAUAAUAAUAAAUUUAAAAAAUUAUAAAAAAAGUUAAUUAUUAAAUUGAAUCAGUCAAUGAAUAUAUUUAAUAAAAAUAUAAAUAUGAAUUUAUAUAUUUUAUUGAUAGAUUGUUUUAGAGAAAAAAAAUUAUAAAGUUCUUUAGUCUCUAUAUAGUUGGAUUUUUACAAAUUAAUUGAAUAAUUGUUAAAUAAAUAAAUAGAAAA
This is a messenger RNA of Cotesia glomerata, 4133 nucleotides long. RefSeq lists its product as uncharacterized. The coding region runs from base 50 to 3748 and encodes 1232 amino acids. Gene Ontology annotation, molecular function: protein binding. The record is from RefSeq and is a predicted model, not a curated record. The transcript has 11 exons. Lineage: Eukaryota; Metazoa; Arthropoda; Insecta; Hymenoptera; Braconidae.